Messenger RNA from Vanrija pseudolonga, 1363 nucleotides. It is a transcript of the gene rhp23, whose product is annotated as UV excision repair protein rhp23. Gene Ontology annotation, biological process: proteasome-mediated ubiquitin-dependent protein catabolic process; nucleotide-excision repair. Lineage: Eukaryota; Fungi; Basidiomycota; Tremellomycetes; Trichosporonales; Trichosporonaceae. The transcript is spliced from 10 exons. The record is from RefSeq and is a predicted model, not a curated record. Gene Ontology annotation, molecular function: proteasome binding; damaged DNA binding; polyubiquitin modification-dependent protein binding. Bases 34 to 1260 code for a protein of 408 amino acids. Gene Ontology annotation, cellular component: cytosol; nucleoplasm.
CUUCCCCCACUUCCUUCGUCACACUCGCCCACAAUGACCAAGAUCACCUUCAAGACGGUGCAGAACAAGCUGUUCACGGUCGACGCCGAGGCCAGCGAGACGGUCGCCGACCUCAAGCACAAGAUCCAGGAGUCGCAGACCUUCCCAGCCGAGAACCAGAAGCUCAUCUACUCUGGCAAGAUUCUCAAGGAUGACGCGACCGUUGGCGAGCUCAAGAUCAAGGAGAAGGACUUCCUCGUUGUGAUGGUUUCAAAGCCCAAGCCCGCCCCCGCUGCUGCCGCUGCCUCGUCGUCUUCGGCGACGGCCCCCGCCGCAGCUACCCCCGCCCCCGCUGCCGAGGCCGCCCCUGCGGCCCCUGCCCCCGCCGCUGAGCCCGCCGCCCCUGCUGCUGCUGCCCCCGCCGCCACUGAGGCUGCUGCUGAGGCUACCCCCGCCGAGGGUGCCGCCGCCUACGGCUCGUCGUUCCUCACUGGCUCUGCUCUCCAGGGCGCCAUCGACGGCAUCGUUGAGAUGGGCUUUGAGCGCGACCAGGUCGUUCGUGCCCUCCGUGCCAGCUUCAACAACCCGGACCGUGCCGUCGAGUACCUCAUGAGCGGCAACAUCCCCGAGACCGAGCCUGCCGCCCCCGCGCCGGCUGCUGCCGCGCCCCGCGCUCCCGCCGCUGCUGCACCAGCCGCCGCUCCUGCUGCUCCCGCUGUCCCGGCUGCCGCCGCCGCCGCUGCUCCCGCCGCUGCUGCCGCUGCCACCACCUCGUCCGGCGCCGGCGCUGACAACCUCUUCGCUGCCGCUGAGGCUGCUAUGAACCGUGACCGUGGCAUCCCCGCCGGUGCUGCUGCUGGUGUCCCUGGAGGUGCCGGCGGACCUGACGCUGAGUCGUUGAACGCCAUUGCCAACUCGCCGCAGAUCCAGCGCAUUCGUCAGGCGGUGCAGGAGAACCCUGCCCUCAUCCAGCCUCUUCUCCAGCAGAUUGCGGCAUCAAAUCCCGCUCUGGCCCAGGUUAUCAACCAGAACCCCCAGGCGCUCUACGACCUCCUUGGUCUCUCGGACGACGACCUUGAGGGAGGCGAGGACUAUGGAGGCCCGCAGGUCAUGCAGGUCGACUUGACGCACGACGAGGCCGCGGCUGUUGAGAGGCUCGAGCAGCUCGGCUUCGACCGCCAAGUCGUGCUCCAGGCGUACCUCCUCUGCGACAGGAACGAGGAGCUGGCCGCCAACUUCUUGUUCGAGAGCGCCGAGGAGGACGAGCAGAUGGGUCCAUAGAUGUCGUAGCACUGUCAGAGGCGGUGGGGAGCGUGCAUAUGAGGCCUAUCAGAGCCACCGAGCGAUGGUGUGGUGGCGUAAUGUAACGUAGUAUUAUGAGCAA